UUCGGGGAAAGAGGAUGUCAAGUCAACAGACUCGGAAUGGGAAUGCGAAUCUUGAAAACAUCCGCUACUCACUGUAUUUAAACAUGGCGGUGGUAGAGGAGGAGCAGAAUUUCUUCGACCGGUUGGAAUAUGUAUUUCCAAUAAUUAAGGGAAAGAUUCAAGAGGAGUGCACGGAGGAGGAAUUUGCAAAUUUAGUCGAGGUUCUGCAGUUCCUCAAGACGACGCAGUAUAUAAUAGAGAUCGUGAUUCAUAACAUAGAACAAUACAUCCGUUGUCACGUGGCACCGUCGUUCUGGGAGAAGUUCGAGUACACGGAGGAUGGCCAGCGGGGCUUUGAAUUGUUCAAGUCCGCCGUUGACGGUCUGUACGCCAGUCUCACGGAGUUUCUGCCGAUUCUAAAGAAGCUGGAGUACUUAAGACAGAACAGAAGCGAGACGUCUCAGCCGAGCGCCGAGGACGACAUAGAUGUAGAGACGCGAUUCAAGCUCAUCGUGAGAGCGACAUUACUGAGCCAACUACCUCUGUGCCAUGAAUGUAUCAUAGAACACUUUUAUAAAAUCGCGUUCAACGUAUUCUGCAAUUCGGAUAACACGUCGCAGGCAGACGUAUCGAUCAGCGAGAUCCAGUGUACAGGAUGUGGUCAGGAAAUGGAGAACUGCCGCUGCCAGAUGAUAGUUUACAUGUUUCACGAGACGAACAGAAAAUUAAUCGAGCUGGAGCUGUUGGAAAGGCUUGUGGGAAACGUGCUCACAUCGCUAAUCCACAUUCGUAUCGAGAAUCAUGUAAUUCAAACGUGCGAUAAAACGUUCGACGUCUCGCAAUUGAUCUCGUUAGAAAAUUGGCUCGAGACUGUCGUCAUGAAUUGGCUGAUAAGAGUUUAUUCCGGCGGUUUCUCGAAAACGGUGGCACUUAGCGACGACGUUCGCAACGCCAUAAACAAGUUCAAGCAGAAAUUGUCUCACUUCCUGUACGAAACGUACACUAACAUAAGAAUCGAUCAUCUCUUUAAUAUAAUAAUAGAAUAUCCCGAGUCGCAGCCCGCGGUGGAUGAUCUCCGAGUCUGUUUAGAAAGGACCGAUAAACGAAACGUUCUGGUUAAAAAUCUGCAGGAGGCGAUUAAAACGAGGCUCCUGCACGCCGGUGUGAAUACCCCGGAUAUAGUAACCGCUUAUAUCGCCGCGAUCAAAGCGCUCAAGCACCUCGACCCAACCGGGGUUCUUCUAGAAGCCGUAACGGAGCCUAUCAAGUGCUACUUGAGGAGUAGAGAGGACACCGUACGUUCCGUCGUUAAUAGCCUGCUUGAUGAUUCAUCCAGCGAGUUAGCCGAUGAAUUGGAGAAAGGCGAGUGUCUGCAGCUGGACGACGGCUCGGCGGACGAUGAUACUGAAGAUUGGGAGAAAUGGAUGCCGGAUCCGGUCGAUGCUGAUCCCGCUAAAUCGACACAGCGCAAAGUGUCCGACAUCAUCUCCACGCUGGUGAACGUUUACGGCAGCCAAGACUUAUUCGUCAACGAGUAUCGCACAUUGCUGGCGGACAGACUGCUCUCGCAAUUCAAUUAUCAUACCGCACGCGAGUUACGUCAUUUGGAGUUGUUGAAGAGACGAUUCGGGGAGAACCAAUUGCAUUACUGCGAAGUUAUGCUGAAGGAUGUUUACGAUUCGAAGAGGAUAGAUGGUAACAUUCACUCCGAUACCAGUUACAACUUGCAGAGGGAACUCUUCCCCACCUCCGCGCUCAUUUUAUCGGCGCAAUUCUGGCCGCCGUUCAAGGAAGACUGGAAAUUGAAACUGCCGAGCAUCGUGCAGAAUCAAUUGAACAAAUACGUCAAGGCGUUCGAGGCGUUGAAGGGAAACAGAACGCUCUGUUGGAAGCCUCACUUGGGAAACGUGAGCCUGGAAAUCGAAUUGAAGGACAGAAAGCUCGAUAUAAACGUCACGCCGGUGCACGCGACCAUUAUUUUGCACUUCCAGGAUAAAAAUGAGUGGACUUUGCAAGAUCUGGCGGAGGUGAUGCACGCACCGGCGACCGUUCUGCGACGCAAGAUGGCAUUCUGGGUGUCGCAAGGCCUGCUGAAGGAGACUUCCACCGACGUGUUUGUUCUGCAGGAGGAGAGUAUAUCUAAGAACCGUUUGUCGGCGGACAUUGUGGAGGAGGAGGAGGCUGAGAGCGCAAUGGCCUCGGCGAGCGAUCAGAGGGAGGAGGAGCUGCAGGUGUUCUGGUCGUACAUCGUCGGGAUGUUGACGAAUCUGGACUCACUGCCGAUAGAGAGGAUUCAUCAGAUGUUGAAAAUGUUCGCGUCGCAAGGACCGGGCGCCGUGGAGUGCGGUUUACCGGAACUGAGGCAGUUUCUGGAUAGAAAAGUCAGGGAACAUCAACUGUUGCUCUCCGGUAGUUUCUAUCGAUUACCGAAGUCGUAAAGGAAUAAAGAGAUUCUCCAUGUUACUUGUAACUGAUUGUAACAGUAAGAAAAUUAUUUAUGAUAUUAUAUUAAAUGAUAUUUUUUGUACAUAGGAUAUAUCGCUUUCAACAGAGAAAUAAAGCUAAUGUAAAUAUUCUGCGUGAAAUGUCCAUUUACUUUUUGAUAGCUUAUUAAAAUAUGCAUAUAUACAUCGAUAAAACGGAAACUUGUACUUAUCAUUUCGAGUGUCAAGGAAGUGUCGAGUAUUGAAAAAAUAUUUUUAUUACCGUUCAUCAUAGUAUUUAUACAUGUUUGUAUAAACUAUUUUAUUUGCACUUUUCAUUGUAAAUUGUAAAUUUUCUUCCAUAAGUAGCGUACAGUAUACUAUGAUUCGUAAUCAGAUCUUUCCGAGAUUUCAGAAAACAGAAUUGCUUUUCAUUGUCACUUACACAUUAAUAUUGCCACAUAUCCUGCACAUAUAUCAACAUUAAAAUAAAAUAUGAAACUAAAAAAUUAUCAUAUACAAUAAAUUUCGGCAAAAAAACUAUAUAACUAUAUAGAAUAAUAAAUGUAAAUUCGCAUGCCGUAAGAUCUAACAAGAUUGCUUGCACAUAUAUAAUUUCUUAUGUAACUUAUCUGUAUACAUUUAUAAAUACGAUAACAGGGUGUAAAUAAAUCACGCCGGCGUUUACUUCUGCGAUGAUGAUAAUAAUAAUAAUAAUAAUAAUAAUAAUAAUCUCAAAGAAUUAAGAAAUAAUGAAAAAAAGAUCGGACGUUUAUGUAAUCGAUAACCGCAACGCUGCGAUAACGUUAUACGAACUGUAUAAACUAUCAUAUUCUUUCUGAAACAACGCAAAUAUUAAAAUUGAUUCUCUUUGCAAAAUUAUAACAAGAGUCAAUCAACAUAUUCGCCGGUUGGAAAACGCAGAAGUAAAAUUACAGCGGUACUUAUUCACACCGUCCGGAUAUUCAACUGAGUGUCAGUGCAUAUGUAUAAUACAUUAUGUGUAUACAUGUGUAAUAAUUUACGUUCUCACGCGCGUUAUAUGUAUUAGACAGCAUAUACAUAAAGAGUAUACAUAUCUGUUCUGUGUAUAAUCACGCUCGCGAAUGCGCGUAAUAUAAUUCGUAAAUUGUAAGAUCGCACUUAAUGGAGGACAAUGAUAUCCAAAAUAUUUCAUAAAAUCAAUUAUUUACGUACAAUAAUAAAAUAUAUAUAUAUAUAUAUAUAUAUAUAUGUAUAUAUACAUAUAUAUAUCGGAUAUAUUUGUUAUUUUUUUCUUUACGUUGAGAACUUAAGUAGAUUUCAGAUCACUCUUAAAUGUGUGCGUGUAUACUUUUUUUUUUCCAACGCUUAUAUAUACACGAAGGACCGAGCUAUCGGCUGCUACUACAUCUAGGAGGGACUCCUCGGACAAAAAGUUCAAAAAUAUCUGUCGAAAGAACGAGUAUAACAUUUGACACAUAACUGACUAUACAGAAGUUAUAUAACGCGUGCAACUUGAUAUUCGUUUCUUAAUUGUUACAUGUACAAUAUGGCAGACCUAAAAAGUGGUGCAACUCUCUAAUAUAAUGAUAAAGUCGAUAUUAAGUAAGUCACUCUCUCACGCAAACACUCUUUGCAUGUAUGUAGACAGAGAU
Molecule: messenger RNA, 4039 nt
Organism: Wasmannia auropunctata (little fire ant)
Lineage: Eukaryota; Metazoa; Arthropoda; Insecta; Hymenoptera; Formicidae
Gene: morula
Product: anaphase-promoting complex subunit 2
Exons: 9
Coding region: 15-2417 (800 amino acids)
Biological process (GO): ubiquitin-dependent protein catabolic process
Cellular component (GO): anaphase-promoting complex
Molecular function (GO): ubiquitin protein ligase binding
Source: RefSeq, a predicted model, not a curated record